Cyprinodon variegatus (sheepshead minnow) is the source of this 594-nucleotide messenger RNA. It is a transcript of the gene ndufa13, whose product is annotated as NADH:ubiquinone oxidoreductase subunit A13. The record is from RefSeq and is a predicted model, not a curated record. NCBI's taxonomy places the organism in Eukaryota, Metazoa, Chordata, Actinopteri, Cyprinodontiformes, Cyprinodontidae. Bases 54 to 488 code for a protein of 144 amino acids. The transcript is spliced from 5 exons.
UCUCUGUGUCCUAAAAGAAGAAGAGUCCUCUGCCGUACCCAGGCUGGAGCAAGAUGGCGGGGUCCAAGGUGAAGCAGGACAUGCCUCCUCCGGGAGGAUAUGCUGCUUUCGAUUACAAGAGAAAUCUUCCUAAACGAGGACUUUCUGGUUUUAGUAUGUUUGGAAUCGGCAUCGGCAUCAUGAUGUUCGGCUACUGGCGGCUGUUCAGCUGGAACAGAGAGAGGAGGCGCUUGCAGAUUGAGGAGCUGGAGGCUAGGGUAGCGCUGAUGCCGCUUCUGCAGGCAGAGCACGACCGAAGAACUUUAAGGAUGCUUAGAGAAAACUUGGAAGAGGAGGCAGUCAUCAUGAAAGAUGUGCCAGGCUGGAAGGUGGGUGAGAGCGUCUUCCACACAGAUCGCUGGGUCACCCCUAUGACCGAGGAGCUGUUCAACCUGCGACCACGUGAGGAGCUUUUGCACAAGCGUUUUGGCUUCCUGUGGUACGUGUGAUCCUGCCUGUGGAUGUCCCAAGAUCCAGCACCCAUGUGGACCUGAGCCCCCCCGCUCACUUCUGCUUGUAAAUGUUCAAUAAUAAAGUAUCUUUUUCUGUACCUAA